Callorhinus ursinus (northern fur seal) is the source of this 503-nucleotide messenger RNA. RefSeq names its product regulator of G protein signaling 13 (gene RGS13). The record is from RefSeq and is a predicted model, not a curated record. Lineage: Eukaryota; Metazoa; Chordata; Mammalia; Carnivora; Otariidae.
CUUUUCUCUUCUCAUUUUAGAGAAAAAUGAGCAGACGGAAUUGUUGGAUUUGCAAGAUGUGCAGAGAUGAAUCUAAGAGACUUCCUUCAAACAUUACUUUGGAGGAAGUAUUACAAUGGGGCCAGUCUUUUGAAAAGCUGAUGGCUACAAAAUAUGGUCCAGUAGUCUACGCAGCGUACUUAAAGAUGGAGCACAGUGACGAGAAUAUUAAAUUCUGGAUGGCAUGUGAAACCUAUAAGAAAAUUGCCUCACGACGGAGCAGAAUUUCUAGGGCAAAAAAGCUUUAUAAGAUUUACAUCCAGCCACAGUCCCCUAGAGAGAUUAACAUUGACAGUUCAACAAGAGAAAAUAUCACCAGGAAUAUUCAAGAACCCACUCAAACUUGUUUUGAAGAGGCUCAAAGGAUAGUGUAUGUGCACAUGGAAAGGGAUUCCUAUCCCAGAUUUGUAAAGUCAGAAAUGUACCAGAAGCUUUUGAAGACUAUUCAGCCCAACAAUUCCUAA